Messenger RNA from Lycium barbarum (goji berry), 1558 nucleotides. RefSeq names its product receptor like protein 29-like. Gene Ontology annotation, molecular function: protein binding. NCBI's taxonomy places the organism in Eukaryota, Viridiplantae, Streptophyta, Magnoliopsida, Solanales, Solanaceae. The transcript is spliced from 2 exons. The record is from RefSeq and is a predicted model, not a curated record. Bases 49 to 1452 code for a protein of 467 amino acids.
AACUCCAACUAUUGCUCAGAAACCUACAGAGACUUGCAACACAACACAAUGUAUCCAUCCACACUCUCUUUAUUUCAUCUGCUUCUUCUCAUCACCUCAUUUCUCUCUACCCCUUCUGUCUCCACCAAUCAACAUGCAACAAAAAUCAAGAAUCUCACACAACCAAUCACAAACAUGGAACCCCAUGAACUAGAAACUCUUUACAAGAUUAUGGAAUCCAUGUCAAAUGACCAAAACUGGAGAACCACACAUCAAAAUCCAUGUCAACAAGGCUCAUCUUGGCUUGGACUUGAAUGCAAAAAAACCAAUCUUGAUGACAACGUUUUCCAUGUCACUAGGCUUGAUUUUGGCACAAAACCAAACCCCACAUGCAAAAAAACAGCAACUUUCCCUUCACUAAUCUUUCAACUCCCAAAUCUUGAAUCUGUUUUCUUCAUCCAAUGCUUCACACGCACAAAAACAAAAAUCUCUUUUCAAGAAACCAGAGUUGUUGGCUCUUCAGUACUACAGCAGCUCAGUUUAAGAUCAAAUCCAGCACUUAUUGGCACAAUUCCACCUCAAAUUUUAUCACUGAAGUCACUUCAAAUCCUCACGUUGUCACAAAACAAUCUUCUUGGACAAAUCCCAGUAGAGAUUUUCAGCCUGAGCUCACUUGUUCAUCUUGAUUUGAGCUACAACAAGCUUACAGGCAAAAUUCCAGACCAAAUUGGCAAUCUGAAGAAUCUUGUUGGCCUAGAUUUGAGCUACAAUUCAUUCACUGGUCAAAUCCCAAACACAAUUGGUCAACUUGGUACUCUUCAAAAACUUGACUUGAGCUCAAAUAUGUUCACAGGAAAAAUUCCAGACACAAUUGAAACCUUACAUUCUUUAAAUUUCUUGGCUUUGAGUAACAACAAAUUAAGUGGGAAUUUUCCGAAAGGGCUAGAUAAGCUACAAGGGUUGCAGUAUUUUCUUAUGGAUGAUAAUCCAAUGUUUGUAACACUGCCUAAGGAAUUUAGUCAGUUACAAAAACUUCAAGAACUUAGGCUUGCAGGGUCCGGUUACUCGGGGGAAAUACCACCAGGUUAUUCGCGACUUAUGAAUUUAACCACAUUGUCACUGCAGAAUAACCGAUUAACGGGUGAAAUCCCUGUUGGAUUUUCGGGUUUUUCACAUAUGUACCACUUAAAUUUGAGCAGGAAUUAUUUGGCUGGUGUUGUACCAUUUAAUUCAAGUUUCUUGAAAAGGCUAGGGAGGAAUUUGGACUUAAGUGGAAAUCCAGGGCUGUGUUUGAGUGAAGCUAAUGGAGUUCAUCUUGGAGUUAAUGUGUGUGGGAACAAGAAUAGUACUAAUUCUAUAACUAUGCCAUUGAAGAAUAAAUCUGAAGCUCCAUGUGGAUUAAUUAGAUCAUUGUUUGUUAUUUGUGCUUUGUGUAUUACUGUGGGUUUGUAUCCUUUAUUGCAGUUUGUUUAGGAAUAUUUUUAGGCUUGGUUGUAUUAUUGAUUCUUUCUAGCAAAGGUAUCUCCCAAAAUGUCCUUGUGUGUACAUUUAAGUACUAAUAUAAUUAUUUUCUUACUGA